Molecule: messenger RNA, 680 nt
Organism: Lacerta agilis (Sand lizard)
Lineage: Eukaryota; Metazoa; Chordata; Lepidosauria; Squamata; Lacertidae
Product: heat shock protein beta-7-like
Exons: 3
Coding region: 16-621 (201 amino acids)
Source: RefSeq, a predicted model, not a curated record
GCGACUAGGCCAAUUAUGGACAUCUUGGCUCUGCUGGACCAGGACAAAGCCCUCCCCUCCCCCGUCCACGAAGGCACUUCAGGCCCCUUAGUCCCACAUUGCACCCAGGAGAGAGCUGCCGCCACCAUCGCCCAGGCCAUGUCUUCGGUGAGCUCAUCCUCGUCCUCUUCCACCUUCCGCUCAGAGCACAUCAGCACCUACAGUCCUGGGAAGCCUCGCUUCGAACCUCUGCUGGACCCUCCCCAUGGGAUCUUCGGGGCUGGGAGAGCUCGAGAGUCCUACGGGUACUCGGGCUCACCCCCAUCAGCACACCCUUCUGCUCUGGGCAGCAGCAACGUGAUCGCCAGUGGCGACAAGUACCAGGUCAUGGCGGACGUCAGUCAGUUUGAGCCUCACGACAUCGUGGUGACCACCUACAACUAUUGCAUUGUCAUACAGGCAGAGAAGGUGGCCGAAGACGGCACUGUCUCCAACACCUUCACUCACAAGUGCCAGCUCCCGGCAGACAUGGAUCCUCUGUCCAUCAGCUGCUCCCUGAACGAUGCCGGCAUGUUGGUCAUCACUGCCAGGCGGCAAUUCCUGGCGCCACCUCCUGUCUUCCGCACGGAGGUCAAGCUUUAACAGUGCAUUUUGUCACAACCUGGGAAACAGGGCUCCUCCAUAAAACUACCUUGCCUUGG